Messenger RNA from Vicia villosa (hairy vetch), 623 nucleotides. RefSeq lists its product as uncharacterized. Bases 53 to 361 code for a protein of 102 amino acids. The record is from RefSeq and is a predicted model, not a curated record. NCBI's taxonomy places the organism in Eukaryota, Viridiplantae, Streptophyta, Magnoliopsida, Fabales, Fabaceae. The transcript has 2 exons.
UUCCACCUUACAUGAUGUGUUUAAUAAUGGCAGAUCGUCGCUGAACACAACUAUGCACGAUUUGACUCAGAUAUCUGCUCGCGGCAAUAGUAUUAACAUAACACCGAGCAUGCUUUCAUCUCAACCCGGAUAUUCGGGUAGUCCCCCUAACAUUUUUGGUCAUGAUGGAACUAUCUUGGAAGUAUGCCCAACAAUUGGUGAUGCAACGAUUACAUCAUUUAAUAGUGUUGAAUCAAACUCCCAUUUUAUGAAUGGAGCACUCGUGGACUCAGAUGUUUCAUCAUUUGGAUUUUUGGGGCAUAUUUCUAGAAACUUCAGUGUUCCAGAUCUGACUGCUGAUCUUCUUCAGAGUUCUGGUUGAACAACACCCCUAAAAUGAAGUGUCUAUACAUAGAAGUUUAGAAGUUUAGCAGUUUGACAGACUAUGAAAAUCCAACUCUUCGGUGAACGUGUGUAUAGGAAUUCACUAACCAUAAUAUGCAGUGAAAGGAAAUUAAAUUUGAAAGGGUUUAUAUGUACUUAAAAAAUAAUGAAUCUCUCUUAUUUUGGUUUUUUCUUUCAUCCUGUGUCCAUUCGGGUAUAUAGUGGUUCUUACUACUUUGUUUAUAUACCAGCUUUAUUGU